ACACUACAGCCAAACAAAUCUUGACUCCCUACUUUCAAAUUUCAAGCACACAAUGCAAAUGAGUGGCUCUUGCUGCAUAAUUCAGAACAUCUUAUAUUGGCAAACUGCGUACACCUACUUUCUUCUUAUGGUAAUUUAUUAUUGGCACAGACGAGUUUGUGUGGGAAGAUCUCAAAUGAAAGUGAUUUUCUGCACUUGCACUUUUGGCGAAGCAAGAUACCUGUGAAACGGAAAGCUGGUAUUGUGACCCUAACCCUAGGCAACACACAUUACAGUAUUUUUGCUCUCAAAAAUAUUUUCAGGGUGCUUUCUCUUGGGAGCAACGUUAAUUCAAUCAAGACGAUUCCAACGACAUCAGCACCUGCAGACCAACGCCAAAAUGUGAACCUGGUGGUGUUCCCCCAUAGCUUCCAUGGCAUUCAAAUAAUGAAAUCCAUCUAAGCCUUGCAACCAAGUUUGUCUAUUUCAACCCAUGCUAAAUAUUGCGGACACUUAUUCCUUGGAAAGUUAAUGUUAUCUGUACGAUGCACCUUCAUUAUGAUAAAUGAUGCGUUGCGCAAAACAUGAUCAUGGAUUAACGAAACUAAGAUCUGCAUCUCGAGUUCAAAAUAAAAAUGGUGGUUUCAAAGUUGAGAGCUAUUAACGAUAAACCAUUGAUAAGAUUAGCUGAGGCUGAGCCGUUAGCGAUCAGUUUCCAUUUGCUUCAUAACAUAUGCCGAAUAUGUUCAAUACAGUUGGGGAGUAUUUGGUAAUUUUCAUAGCAAUAACCGUAAUCACUUUCAUUAAAUUACUAAUAACGCCUGAAGGUACGCCGAUAUUUAAUGUAUACCGCACACCAUCCAGUUUGCAUUGGCUAAAAACGGGGGUGAUGUUUAUAAUCCUAUCAAUUCAAAAGCUACAACGAAUGUUGGCAUCCACGUCCAUAGAGUAUGAGAACUUGGAAACGCCACAGUUGUUGGCCCACGAUAACGCGAUCGACUUUGUUUAUUUCACCGCCUGCAAUGCAGAAGGUGAUAAUUUCACCGCAUCAAUAGCUCGAAGAAGCAGUAGCCUGGCAGACGCUCACUUAUUUUUAAAAUUGCCUUCAUCCUCACUUGGUCUAAUGGAACAUCCCAAUACUCCAUCAACCACGUUUAGCACGGACAAAAGCGAAUUUCACGCAGAGGGCUUGAAGAUGAUCUCCGUUACCCCAGUUAAGAAGUGGAAGAUUACGUAUGACGGAAAAAUGAGAGCGACUGCCGAUUCCAGUAGAUUGUAUUCCAUUCAGAUUUAUUUAACAUUCAGAUCAAGUAUUCCAAUAUUUGAUAGUGUUGUAGAUAUUGAUUCUUUCUUAACAGCAAGCGCGAUCUCUUUAGAACCUUGGAGUGUGGAAUACUUUCAAUUGUUAAACAAGAAAGAUCGGUUGCACUACGGCCAAUUUGGUGAACUGUCUGGGAAAAUUGUCAUUGAAGGUAAAGAAUAUACAUUAAGUAUGGACGCCAUCCGAUAUCGUAGUUAUGACGCAAACUGGAAUUGGGCCGUUGUCCAUCGCUCUGUUGUUCAUUAUUUAACCGCUGAGAACGGCGAUCGCUUUAUCAUUGGUAAAGAAUCCAUGCCGAUAACGCUUUCCAAUUUGACGUGGGGCUUUGUGUAUUGCGUUAGAGAGAAAAAGACUUAUCCUUUGCAAGGUUGCAAUUUUGAACUGUAUCAGCAUGGAGAAGAAGAAGAGCCACCUAUGGACUAUGCCUUUAUAUGCAGUGCAGGCAAUCGGCAGUAUGCCAUUCAAAUCAAAGUGGAGCAGUCCUCGGUGUGUUAUGUUAGCAAAGAGUGGGAGUGCAAGGUUAUCGAGCGAAUAUGUAAUGCGGAGAUAGACGGCAAAAGAGGAUGGGGUACAAGUCGAUGGUUAUAUCGCAAUGUAUACGGGAAAAGUUGACUUGUAUCUUUGAAUUUCGCAAUUUAUGUCUA
Photinus pyralis (common eastern firefly) is the source of this 1944-nucleotide messenger RNA. RefSeq lists its product as uncharacterized. The coding region runs from base 713 to 1912 and encodes 399 amino acids. The record is from RefSeq and is a predicted model, not a curated record. The transcript is spliced from 7 exons. Lineage: Eukaryota; Metazoa; Arthropoda; Insecta; Coleoptera; Lampyridae.